AGCCGGUGCAGCAAUAGUAGAUUGUUUUGGCGUCACACAAGAUCCUACUGGCUGUUAUAUGUUUGUAACGAAAUUUUACGAAUAUGGAAAUUUGCAAGAAUUUCUUACCAAAACUAUGGGCUGCUUAUGUUGGAGAGAUAUAGUAGACAUGCUUUGGGGAAUGAUUUCUGGAGGUCUUGAACGAAUUCAUGACAGUGGUUUUUAUCAUGGCAAUUUACACUGUGGUAACUUGUUAAUUGAUGAACUCCCAGAAUCAAUUCAUUUGAAAAUUUCUGAUGUUGGAUUACAUGGACCUGCAGAUGGAACAGACAUAAAUGAUAAUGUUGAAUCCACCUCAAUUUCGGAACAAUUUGAUAUUGCUGAAGAAAAAAGAUUUUUGGAUUUAAUAAAUAAGACAUUCACUCAACCUACAAUUCACAAGGGAGCG
Messenger RNA from Dentiscutata erythropus, 427 nucleotides. Lineage: Eukaryota; Fungi; Glomeromycota; Glomeromycetes; Diversisporales; Gigasporaceae. The record is from the annotation of a GenBank genome assembly.